Messenger RNA from Mercenaria mercenaria, 643 nucleotides. RefSeq lists its product as uncharacterized. Bases 100 to 441 code for a protein of 113 amino acids. The transcript has 3 exons. The record is from RefSeq and is a predicted model, not a curated record. Lineage: Eukaryota; Metazoa; Mollusca; Bivalvia; Venerida; Veneridae.
AAACACAUUUCGAUAAAUGUGAUAACAGCAGAAUGUUUACUCAUUUGGAGGUCGGACUGCGUUCUAGAAGGAUAAGCAAAGAGAACACUACUUUUGAAAAUGAGGAAUUUGAAUGCCUUGUACUUUUGUAUUUUACUUAUUGCGAUUGCAGUUUCAAGUGUAUCAGCGAUCAAAUGUUACGUUUGCGUAGGAUGCAAUGACCCUUUUGAUGAGAGUAAUGCUCACACAGCUACCUGCGCAGGAUCCUGUGUGAAAACAAAGACGGAUGGAAUUGUAGGUAGACUUUGCUCACCUAUUAGCGGCGGAGACGAUUGUGAAAGCAAGGAUGGAGUUGAAAUGUGUUCUUGCACGAACGAUCUGUGUAACAGUGCGUCGGGAAUGAGCUUUCCCCUCGUCGGCCUCUGUCUUUCCAUUUUCACAAUGUUUCUGUGGGUAAAAUAAUGGAAACGAAAACGGACGUGUGCAUUAUUUUAGACUUUGUAGUUCAUUUCAAAUUUUCAGUAAGAAGUAUUGUACAAAUUUUUAGGUCGUUUAUUUCAUUUUAUUUGUAAGUUUUUCAGUCUAUAUUCAAUUCUUAGCAUGAUUGUACUGUUACUUGUAUAAAUAUAUAUCCACUCUUCUGUAUUAAAAUUAUACCAAUGGA